UGACAUGUUGCAGCAGAGGAUAUAUAGAGGUUUUGCAUGCCGGUAUGAAGGCAGAUUAGCUUUCUGUGUCUUGAACACUGUGCUUCUCCGAAAAAUGCAAACAGCGUCACUAGCAAAAUGAAGUUGUUCUUUGUUAUAACUUUCGGUCUAAUUGUAAUAUGCCGUGGCGCGGAGGAAUCUCCAGACGAAUUAAAAUUGCUCACAAAAUUAACGCCAAUAAACAGUGAACAGCGCGUAUACUCCGAUAAUCAAGGAGUCACACGUAAUCAAGGAGACUUAACUGCAUCUGCGAGCGAUCGAACGUUUCAUAUACAUAAAGGUUAUCCUGGAUCAAUUGGAGGAUAUCCCCCUGGAUAUCCUGGAGGAUACCCUGGGUCAAUUGGAGGAUAUCCAUAUGGAGUUGGAUCUGUUUAUCCUGGUACACCAUAUCGUGGUAGCAGCCUGAUUCCAGGAUAUAGAGGCUAUGAAUUAGGCUUUGGGCAAGGAGGGCUUAUUGGUGGCGGAUAUCCUGGAUACACUGGGUAUGGCGGAUAUGGAGGUUAUCGAGGAUACGGAGGUGGGGAUUAUGGAAGGGGAUAUUAUCCUGGUGGUUAUGGGGGUUAUGGAGGUUAUGGAGGUUAUGGGGGUUAUGGGGGUUAUGGGGGUUAUGGUGGGGGUUAUGGAGGUUAUGGUGGGGGUUAUCCGGGUUAUGGAGGUUACGGGGGUUAUGGAAGUUAUGGGGGUUACGACGAUAAUAGUUUAGGAUAUGGACGUGGUUCCGGUCGUUAUGAUGGAUACGAUAAUUAUGGCACAAGUUAUGGCUCAACUUAUGCAGCAAGAAGUCCAUACAGUUAUCGCAGUGAUAGUUAUGGAACUUCUCUUAGUAAUCCCUCUGGUUAUCGUGGUUAUUCAUAAACGUGAUUUUACUAUACGCUUUUAGGCGUAUAAAUACUUACAAAUAUUAAAAACAUUUUUUACAAAUUAAUAUAUUUGUGUUAACAUAUCAUAUAUGCUGUUAAUAAUAAACAAUUAAUUAUAUUUUAAUUAAGAUUUGUUGAAAUUUAAUUGCAAGAAUUGUGUAAUAACGUAUCUUCGAUGUAAUACACACAAAAGAAAAUUUAUGACAAUUUUAUAAUGCAAAACAUAUAUACUGUAUUGAAAUAAAACAACUGAUGAUUAUUAUAAUUA
Monomorium pharaonis (pharaoh ant) is the source of this 1167-nucleotide messenger RNA. Its product is annotated as keratin-associated protein 19-2. The record is from RefSeq and is a predicted model, not a curated record. Lineage: Eukaryota; Metazoa; Arthropoda; Insecta; Hymenoptera; Formicidae. The coding region runs from base 118 to 894 and encodes 258 amino acids. The transcript is spliced from 4 exons.